This is a messenger RNA of Thalassophryne amazonica, 1566 nucleotides long. It is a transcript of the gene cimip2b, whose product is annotated as family with sequence similarity 166 member B. Lineage: Eukaryota; Metazoa; Chordata; Actinopteri; Batrachoidiformes; Batrachoididae. Bases 379 to 1164 code for a protein of 261 amino acids. The transcript is spliced from 5 exons. The record is from RefSeq and is a predicted model, not a curated record.
CUGCUCUCCAAGUGUUGGAGAUCUAAUGUGUGUGUUAAAUAUGGCACAGUAUGAAAAAAGCAGAAGAGAAGUGGAUGUCUCCAGUAGUGCUGGUGUGACUCACCUGAGUGUACCCAUGUGUUGUUACAACCAUCCCCAGUCUCCCCUAAUUGCGGCAUAAAAUACUGGUCAUAUGAACCAGCUAGAAGCUAAACUAAUUCUGCCUUCAAAUACUGAACAUUGUGGUGCAUUUAUGUUCUUUUCCCCACUGUUUUCCACCAUAAUACGCCCUGUUGUGAGUGUGCUGGUCUGGGAUCAGUUUGCUGCCGUUUGACGCUCAGCAACCAGCAAACAACACACAGCGAGUGCGCUCCUACUUUUACCUUUUAAAGGGUCAACAUGGAGAAAUACUCGCCGAAAUUCAGCAAAGUUCUUCUCACAUCCGAUCCACAUUACAUACCAGGUUACACAGGCUACUGCCCACAGCUGAAGUACAGUGUGGGUAAACCCUACGCCAAGCACACAGCAGACCUGCUGACCAGUCCUGAGGUGAAACACUCCAACCAUCUGGUCCUCCAAACGGGUCAGGUCCCCUCAACUGAGUCUUACCCCGGAUUAGGGGACCAGAUCUGGAGAAGCAAUACAGAAACAGAGAAACCCACAAGGAAGUCGAUACCAGGAUUCACAGGCUUCAUUCCAAAUCGUCGUAAUUAUUUUGCAUGCACCUACACUCAGAUGUGCCACAAAGCUCUGUCUGAGUUUUAUCGCAACAGGAUUUCAAGAAUUCACCGGCAAUCAAUGGAUUUGCCACCUGUCGUCAACUACACCAACCAACGGCUUCAGAAAUUGAACAGCCCUCUGACAACGAUCACUGAUGAACCGAUACCUUACAAGCCACUGACCCCCUGGAAGCCCCCAGGAAAACCAUACUCCAUGGGUGACGAUAACCCACACAAGUACUUCAUCUCAGGCUUCACAGGGCAUGUGCCGAAGUCCCGUUUCCUAUUUGGCUCAGGUUACCCCAUCAUCACCAAUAAGGCGCUGAUCCAGUUUGGGAAGCAACUGCGUAGUGACCCAAGGGACAGUACCCUGCCUUCCAUCCCUCCUGUCAGUCCAUCAAGCAUACAUGUGGCAUCGCUAUAUGGAGGGCACAGCCCGUCAGGUCUUAGCAUUAUAGCUGUAUGAUCUGACUCACUCGAAAAGUAGUCCGUGCUGUCUAAUCCCAAACUAUAUGUAUAUCUCAGAAAUUGGCACAGUGAAGUGAAGGCAUGAAUGAGUCAUGUUAACAUUGCAAAUAUUGUUCUGGACUGGGAGAAAAAGUGACAAAUCAGGACAAGAAAUGAAGGCAAACAUUUUCAGACUUUAUUCACAAAGGUUGAUUGUCACUGAGCACCAGAGGAAGCAUUCAGAGACUGAGGGGGAAAUCAAAGCAGGGACAGAACAGUUUCACAGAUUUCACAUGAUUUACGUACAUUAAAUGUUCCCUGUUAAACAAAUACAGCGAAAUUAAAACUCAUUUCCCCUCAAAGUAUACCUGACACACAUAAAUACCUGAAACGGCCACAAGAUGGCUUACAUUUGUGCAAA